Lobosporangium transversale is the source of this 1609-nucleotide messenger RNA. Its product is annotated as ethanolaminephosphotransferase 1. The coding region runs from base 332 to 1594 and encodes 420 amino acids. The record is from RefSeq and is a predicted model, not a curated record. Lineage: Eukaryota; Fungi; Mortierellomycota; Mortierellomycetes; Mortierellales; Mortierellaceae. The transcript has 5 exons. Gene Ontology annotation, molecular function: phosphotransferase activity, for other substituted phosphate groups. Gene Ontology annotation, cellular component: membrane. Gene Ontology annotation, biological process: phospholipid biosynthetic process.
CAAUUGGGGCAUUUGUUUUGUCCACUCCCAUUGUACAGCCGCCCUCUCCGCACCCGCCUAGCGCAUUCUUUUUUAUAUAUUUCCUUAAGCUGAUCUUUUUUUACUUUUUUUCUUUUUUGUCUCUCUCUCUUUCUUUCUUCACCCCUUGUUGCUCUUUCUUCAUCUAGUUUCCUCAUCAGCACACAUCUACUUUCCAUCCUCUCCACUCAUCUUCCCCCCCUCGACAUCCUUUUUUUUUCCUCCCCUCCCUUCCUUUCUACUCAGCCAACUGAAUAGAAAGAAAGAAGUAAACAUAAAAAAGAAAAGAAAAAAAGAGUGAAGCAUCAACAAAAUGUUGGGAUUCGGAAACCGCAUACAUGAGUCCGACUAUGUGAGCGAAGCUGGUCUUGCCAACCUGCGUUUGUACAAGUAUGGCUGUAUCGACAAGUCGCCCAUAACAAAGUACAUUCUGAGCCAUUACUGGAACUGGGCCGUGACCUUGUUCCCAAUGUGGAUGGCACCUAACUUGAUUACGUUAAUCGGCUUUGGAUUCGUGAUUACAAACAUGUUGGCGGUGAUCUACUACAUCCCUGACCUGUAUACCCCCGGGCCUACCUGGGUCUACUUCAGCUGUGCCAUUGGACUGUGGCUGUACUCGACUUUUGACAAUGUGGAUGGAAAGCAAGCUCGUCGCACGGGAACGUCUUCGCCUCUAGGAGAGCUUUUUGACCAUGGAUGUGAUGCCUUGAAUUGCUGCAUUGGCUCUGUCAACCAGGCUGCCUGCAUGUCCAUGGGCCACUCUUGGUACUCUGCAUUCCUCUUGCUCCUCACCACUCUGCCCUUCUUCUUGUCAACCUGGGAAGAAUACCACACCGGUGUUUUGUACCUGGGAUAUGUCAAUGGUCCAACCGAGGGUCUCCUCAUUGCUUGUAUUGUGAUGUUGAUUUCUGGAUUUAAAGGCCCCAUGUUCUGGAGAAGCGAGAUCGUUGAGAUCUUCGGUACCAACUUUGGUAUCUUUCCCAAGGAUUGGAUUGUCUUGGAUCUCAUGGUUACUGCUAUGACGAUGUUGCUCGUCUUUGGUCACAUCCCUCCAUGCCUGAUUGCUGUCUACAAGUCAUGCAAGGAACAGAACAAGUCUGUGAUUGCUGCCUACUCUGAGUUGUUGCCCAUUUCGCUGUUCUUGGUCAGUGCCUAUGCCUGGUUGUCGUCACCUUAUUCGUAUAUUUUCUCUGCACAGCAUUUUAUUCUCUUUGCAGUCACUGUCGGUAUUGUCUUUGGACGUAUGGCUACCAAGAUCAUUUUGGCACAUGUUACCAAGAUGCCCUUCCCAUAUUUCACCGUCCAGCUCAUCCCCUUGGUCGUCGGCGCUUUCAUUACCAACGCUCCUGUUGUUUUCGGCUGGGACCCUAUCUUCAGCGCCGACACCGAAUACUACUAUUUGUGGGCCUACUUCAUCUUCGUUGCUGUCGCCUAUGCCCAAUGGGCUUUUCUCGUCAUUGAUAGGUUCUGUACCUAUCUUGGUAUCAAGUGCUUGUCCAUUCCUAGGAUCAAAGCGCAGCAAUCUGAAGAGGAAGAGGGAUUGAUCGGAGGCUCAAACCGCAAUUACCAGGACUAAAUGUUCUCCAGGAAG